UCUAGCUUUGUGUCAAUUAUGGAGGCGUCCCAGUUUGAGGCAUCCUUUGCUAUUUAUGCGGGUCUGACUAUUUUUGUUGGAAUCUGCGGUAUGAUUGCUUCUCGAUAUCUUCUGAAGCGUGGUGUCGCUCCCCAACGAGAAACGUCAUUCCACAGUGGUGGGUCACCAAAUGCUUCGAUUCGAAAAAGUAAACUAACUUCGGUGCCUUCAAAAACAAAGAAUUUCAAGCGGGGCGAACUGUUGAACCACCUUCCGUCGCGCGUGAAGCAGCUGCAUGAAGUGCAGCAAAUGGCGGAGCUCACUGCUAAAGAGCGUGAAGCUGAAAUACGGGCUCGAUGCGAUCAAUUGGCUGCGAUCUUGGAGGUCAUGCGACAGCAACCGGAGCACUUUGGCGAGGUCUCACAGGCUGAUAUCUCUGCUCAGCUGUCUGAUUUCUACAGCACCAUCACUGCUCCUGUUGCUUCUCCUUAA
Messenger RNA from Hydatigera taeniaeformis, 471 nucleotides. The record is from the annotation of a GenBank genome assembly. NCBI's taxonomy places the organism in Eukaryota, Metazoa, Platyhelminthes, Cestoda, Cyclophyllidea, Taeniidae.